AUGCUUGACAACGGAAAUCUUGUGCUCAGAACCAUAAACCUGCCUACAGACCAUCCUAAUGAACCUUACUUUACAAGCGGGAGUCGGGAUGACAAUGAUGCAUCGAAUGCAAGUUCCCGAUUCGUCUUCAAUCAGUCCGGAUACAUAUACGUACUGAGAGCGAACUGCCAGAAGUCCAUGAUCUCACAAGGAGGAAUUGUUUCAGCCACGGAUAACUAUCUCAGAGCAACUCUCAAUUUCGACGGUGUGUUCACAGAAUACUAUCAUCCCAAGAUAUCCAAUGGCAACGAAAACUGGUCUGUGCUGUGGUCUGAACCGAAAAAUAUUUUCACAGCAAGUGUUGUGUCUGCAGGAAGUGGCACUUGCGGAUAUAACAGCCUUUGCCAGCUCAACACGGAUGGAAGGCCGUCUUGUUCGUGCCCAAGAGGGUAUUCCUUACUUGAUCCAAGUGAUCAAUUUAGUGGCUGCAAACCGGAUUUCACGCAGGGCUGCGAGGAUGACCAUGAACAACUAUAUGCUCUUGUUGAGCUAUCCAACACUGACUGGCCAUUUUCUGACUACGUGCUGUUGGAGCCUUUCGAUAAAGGGGAGUGCAGGAAUUCUUGCUUGCGAGACUGCUUGUACUCUGUUUCCAUUUACAGAGAUAAUAGCUAUUGGAAGAAGAGGAUACCACUCUCAAAUAGGAGAGUUGUUAGAACUGAAAGGAGCACGGCAUUUGUCAAAGUCAGGAAAGAUAUUAAUUCUUCCCCACCGGGUCCUUGUCCUCCCGAUGAGAAGAAGCCGGGAAAGAACCACAACGAGACUAAAGUCCUCGUGGGAUCGGUGCUAUUAGUCAGCUCUGUGUUCUACAACUUUGUAUUAAUGGCUGCAAUUCUUCUGGGCUUUUGCUUCAUUUACAAGGGAAAGGACACCAGAAUUCCCCAAGUCGAAAGCGUCGUGGACACUAAUUUGCGUUGUUCCACAUACCAAGAGCUUAAACAAGCUACGAAUAGCUUCAAUGAAGAAGUAGGAAAAGGAGCUGUUAGCGUUGUUUACAAAGGGGAAAUGAAUAGGGGUUCGGGAAAUUUCGUUGCAGUCAAGAAGUUAGAAAGAUUGGUUCAAGGUGAGAAGGAAUUUGAAGCUGAAGUGAAUGUGAUUGGGCAGACACAUAACAAGAAUUUGGUCCGAUUGAUUGGAUUUUGCAAUGAGGGACCAAAUCGAUUACUGGUGUACGAGUAUAUGAGCAAUGGUACGUUAGCUAGCUUCCUUUUCGGAGAUACAAGACCGAGUUGGAACCAGAGAAUCAGAAUUGCCUAUGAGAUUGGAAGAGGAAUCUUGUACUUGCACGAAGAGUGUAGCACCCAGAUCAUCCAUUGUGAUAUAAAGCCUCAGAAUAUACUUAUUGAUGAUUAUUACAGUGCUCGAAUUUCUGACUUCGGAUUGGCAAAGCUUUUGAUGAUUGGUCAGAGCCAAACCCACACUGACAUUAGAGGAACUAGAGGGUACGUUGCACCGGAAUGGUUCAGGAGCAUGCCAAUCACAGUGAAAGUCGAUGUUUAUAGCUUCGGUGUGUUGGUGCUAGAGAUCAUUUGUUGCCGGAAGAGCGUAGAUAUGGAUACCAGUGAAGUAGAGAAAGCAAUCCUUACUGAUUGGGCUUAUGACUGCUAUCAAGAAGGAACGAUAGACGCGCUGGUUGAAGGAGACGUGGAGGCCAUAAACGAUAAGGAUAAGCUAGAGAGGUUUGUAAUGGUUACCAUUUGGUGUAUUCAAGAAGACCCGUCUUUAAGACCCACAAUGAGGAAGGUAACUCAGAUGCUUGAAGGAGUUGUUGAAGUUAAUGUUCCCCUAUGUCCCUCCCCAUUUAGUACUACGAUAUUGAUUUAG
Cornus florida is the source of this 1863-nucleotide messenger RNA. Its product is annotated as G-type lectin S-receptor-like serine/threonine-protein kinase LECRK3. Gene Ontology annotation, biological process: protein phosphorylation. NCBI's taxonomy places the organism in Eukaryota, Viridiplantae, Streptophyta, Magnoliopsida, Cornales, Cornaceae. The transcript has a single exon. Bases 1 to 1863 code for a protein of 620 amino acids. Gene Ontology annotation, molecular function: ATP binding; protein kinase activity. The record is from RefSeq and is a predicted model, not a curated record.